Sorghum bicolor (sorghum) is the source of this 1420-nucleotide messenger RNA. Its product is annotated as NAC domain-containing protein 76. NCBI's taxonomy places the organism in Eukaryota, Viridiplantae, Streptophyta, Magnoliopsida, Poales, Poaceae. The coding region runs from base 171 to 1205 and encodes 344 amino acids. The transcript has 4 exons. Gene Ontology annotation, biological process: regulation of DNA-templated transcription. Gene Ontology annotation, molecular function: DNA binding. The record is from RefSeq and is a predicted model, not a curated record.
AGCCCUACCCUCUAUAUAACUUCAUUCUUGCAACAUCACAAGCACAAGCUUUCACACCCAUCUUGCGUUGGCUCUCCUGCUGGUCUCUAGGCUGUUGUUCUUGCUUUCAAGCUGCACACAAACCAAGCAAAGUCAAGAGAAGGUGCCUUUCCUAGGUAAAUUAAAGAAGCAUGCAUCCGAGCUGCUCUCCACUGGCAGUGCCUCCGGGCUUCCGGUUCCACCCGACAGACGAGGAGCUCCUCUACUACUACCUGAGGAAGAAGGUUGCUUAUGAGCCCAUAGAUCUUGAUGUCAUAAGGGAGGUGGAUCUCAACAAGCUUGAACCAUGGGACCUCAAAGAUCGGUGCAGGAUUGGGACGGAGUCUCAGGAUGAGUGGUAUUUCUUCAGCCACAAGGACAAGAAGUAUCCUACGGGGACACGAACGAACCGGGCAACAACGGCUGGGUUUUGGAAGGCCACCGGGCGGGACAAGGCCAUCUUCCUCGGCAACGCUGGGAGGAGGAUCGGCCUGAGGAAGACGCUGGUGUUUUACACCGGCAGGGCACCCCAUGGCAAGAAGACCGACUGGAUCAUGCACGAGUACCGCCUCAACGAUGACAGCGUCGAGGUGCCGAUUACGGAGGACGGAUGGGUGGUGUGUAGGGUUUUCAAGAAAAAGAGCAUCCAGAGGGGAUUCGACGACCAUCUGGGCAUGGCGGCUGCCGGCGAUGACGAUGAACUCCAUUCCUUCCACUCGCCUGGCGGCGUGAUGACUCCGGUGGACCAGAAGCACGGCCUCCACCACCUCAUGCACGGCGGAGUCCCCGCCUUCGACCCCUCCAUGCACCUUCCACACCUCACGAGUGCGGAGGCACCGCUGGGCGCCCCGGCAUUUACAUCCGGCGGCACAUCGGCUGUGGCCAUGAACCUGCUCGACAUGGGCUGUUCUUCGCACAACAUGGUGAUGAAGAUGACAACAUCAUGUGGCUCUGCCAGUGACAUGCCGCUGAACAGCGGUGGUGAGCGCUUCGGUGCCGCCGCCGAUUGGUCGAUCCUCGACAAGCUGCUAGCGUCACACCAGAAUCUUGACCAGCUCUUCCAUUGCAAGUUCGGGGGAACAACCUUAGCAGUGCCUCGCCAUUAUCAACAGCAGCAGAUGCAGCAGCAGCAGCAGCAGCUCAUGGAAAUGAGCGCGUCUUCACUGCAUAGGCUGCCUCUCCAUUAACUUAUUGGCUGUCAAACUGAGAUGAGUGAUGAUAUGAUGAGAUCUCCACAAGUUUUCCAAGUAGCUUGAUUAAACGAUAUGCAAUUAAGCUGUGCUUGGAGAAGACGGGUUCUUGUAAUUUUCAUGGAUCAGUUUUCCCUCUAUUUCAAUUUUACUCUGAAGUUUUAGCAGUUCUUUGAAAUGUUUAUAAUCAGCUCCGGUAUUCCCCCCGUGUG